AUGUGGGAACAGGAGGAAUUUGCGAAACACUGGAGGAAUGAAUUUCCUGACGGCGACGUGCCCAGGAUGAAUCUGAACUCCGUGGAGGAUAUCGAGAGAGAACUGGAGAAAUGUAAAGCAAGCAUGAAGUUGCUCCAGCGAGCGCUGUCGGAGGAGAAGUUCAAGGUGAUUUACCUGCAGACCACCAUUGCGCAGAAGAAGAAGAGUUAUGACACAGAAAGGUGGGGGGGUAAGGAGGGCAAUCAACCGGAGGCCGACGUCGCUGCCCCGAAACCCGAUUCUGCAGAACCCCCCUCCGCGCACGAACGAUUCGUUAGAGAGAGCACACGGGUGCCCACCAGAAUCAAACUGCAUGGUAUUGGAAGUAAAGGCAGCGAGGAUUUGAUAAGCGUCGCGCCCAAUCCGCGAGACCUGACCCGGGGCAGUAAAACGGGCAAACCGAUACUCGCGCCUCCUCCCAAGAAGCCUGGCGCCGCGCAAGAGAGCUCGGCAGGUCCCGGCCUCCCGCGACUGGACGGCGGCGGCGGCGACCACCGGGUUGCGCGCAGGGAGGGCGCAAAGGAGCAGGACACGGCGGAGCACGACAGCGACCGAGAGUACGAGGACGUGGAGCUCAACGAGAGUUUCGUCCAGAGGAACCUGCUUAACCCCAGGGCGGCCGUGCGGGAAAACCGGAAGGUCAGCCUGGGCCGGGACGCGUUCCGACCUUUGCGCGGCAGCAGGGAUUUGGACUUCGUCGACGAUGGGAGGCUGUCCCCCUACACGGCGUACCGCUCCUCCGUCGGUUCGGGGCGCAGCACCCCUGACCGACGCAGCGACGGUUACCCGAGCUCCGACCAUGAGGACUCCUCUUCAGCAGACUUUAACUACAACACUGAUGGUUAUGAGGGCGACGGAGCAGAGGACAGGAAGUCUCAGGACGGCUCGGAGACCAUGCCCUUCAUCGACGAGUCGCCCACCAUGUCGCCGCAGCUGUGUGUGCGGCCCGACGGCGAGGCUGUCUCGCCCACACCUCCUGACUGCCUGCUGCCCGGGGUGGACAUGGAGAAAGGUCUGGAGAUGAAGAAGUUGGUUCUGUCUGGGUUUCUGGCCAGUGAGGAGAUCUACAUUAACCAGCUGGAGGCUUUACUGCUGCCCAUGCGGCCGCUGAAGGCGACGGCCACCACCUCCAAGCCUGUGCUCACCAUGGAGCAGAUCGAGACCAUCUUCUACAAGAUCCAGGACAUCUACGAGAUCCACAAGGAGUUCUACGACGCACUCUUCCCCAGCAUCCAGCAAUGGAACGACAGGGUCACUGUGGGGCACUUCUUCAAGAAGCUGGCCAGCCAGCUUGGUGUUUACAAAGCCUUUGUUGACAACUACAAAGUUGCCCUGGAGACAGCAGAGAAAUGCAGCCAGGCCAACUCCCAGUUUCAGAAGAUCUCUGAGAACGUUAAGGUCAAAGGACCAAAAGACUCUAAAGACUGCACGACUACUGUCACCAUGGAAGCUCUGCUGUACAAGCCCAUCGACCGGGUGACUCGCAGUACCCUUGUGCUACAUGACCUGCUGAAGCACACACCCAAAGAGCACCCGGACUUCGCCCUGUUGGAGGACGCCCUACGUAUCUCCCAGAACUUCCUCUCCAUCAUCAACGAGGAGUUUGACCCACGCAGGACUGCCGUCACCACGCCCAAGGGGGAGGUUCGUCAGUUAGUGAAAGAUGGCUUCCUCGUGGAAAUGUCGGAAGGGUCACGUAAACUGCGCCAUGUUUUCCUCUUCACUGACCUGCUGCUCUGUGCCAAGAUGAAGAAGACCGCAGUGGGGAGGAACCAGCAGUAUGAGUGCAAGUGGUACAUCCCACUGGCCGACCUCGCAUUCCAGGCGCUGGACGACUCGGACUCCUGCCCGCCCGUGCAGACGCUGCCCGAGCACGAGAUCGAAGAGAUGAAGAUCAAAAUCUCCGUCAUCAAGAGCGAGAUCCAGAAGGAGAAGAAGGCGCAGAAGGGCCAGAGCCGCAUUGUAGACCGCUUGAGGAAGAAGAUGAACGAACAGGAGUCGUGUCUGCUGCUAAACUCACCCACUAUUCCCUUCCGCAUCCACAACAGACACGGCAAGAGUUAUCUGUUUCUGCUCUCCUCGGACUAUGAGAGGUGUGAAUGGAGAGAAAGCAUUCAGAAGCUCCAGAAGAAAGAUCUCCAGUCAUGUGAGCUGAGCACCGUAGAGCUGCAGGUCCUCACCAGCUCCUGUUUCAAGCUGCGCACGGUCCACAACAUCCCCGUCACCACCAACAAAGAUGAUGAGGAACCUUCAGGCCUGUAUGGUUUCCUCCAUGUUAUCGUCCAUUCAGCCACCGGCUUCAAAGAGUCUGCCAAUCUCUACUGCACGCUGGAGGUGGACUCGUUCGGUUACUUUGUGAGCAAAGCCAAGACCCGCGUGUUCCGCGACACCACCGAGCCACACUGGAACGAGGAGUUUGAGAUUGAGCUGGAGGGCUCCCAGUGCCUGCGGAUCCUGUGCUAUGAGAAGUGCUACGACAAAUCCAAGCUCAACAAGGACGACAACGAGAUUGUGGACAAGAUCAUGGGCAAGGGCCAAGUGCAGCUGGACCCCCAGGCAGUGCAGUCCAAGAACUGGCACGUGGACGUGAUCGAAAUGAGUGGGAUCAAGGUGGAGUUCUCCAUGAAGUUCACCAGCCGGGACUUGAGUUUAAAAAGGACGCCUUCGAAGAAGCAGAGCGGAGUGUUUGGAGUCAAAAUCAGCGUGGUGACAAAACGCGAGCGCUCCAAGGUGCCUUACAUCGUGCGGCAGUGUAUCGAGGAGGUGGAGAAGAGGGGGAUCGAUGAGGUCGGCAUCUACCGCAUCUCAGGCGUGGCCACGGACAUCCAGGCCCUCAAAGCGGCGUUCGACACCAAUACCAAAGAUAUUUUGGUGAUGUUGAGUGACAUGGACAUCAAUGCCAUCGCUGGAACACUGAAGCUGUACUUCCGUGAGCUUCCGGAGCCCCUCCUCACAGACCGCCUCUACCCUGCCUUCAUGGAGGGCAUAUCUCUGUCCGACCCAGCUGCUAAGGAGAAUUGUAUGAUGCACCUGUUGCGCUCCUUGCCUGACCCUAACCUCAUCACCUUCCUCACCCUUCUGGAGCACCUGAAGAGGGUGGCGGAGAAGGAGCCCGUCAACAAGAUGUCCCUGCACAACCUGGCCACUGUGUUCGGCCCCACCCUGCUCCGACCAUCCGAGGCCGAAAGCAACAAGCCCCACGUCACCCUGGCCUCCGACAUCUGGUCGCACGACGUCAUGGCACAGGUACAGGUGCUGCUGUACUACCUGCAGCAUUCACCUAUCUCUUUCGCCGAGCUGAAGAGAAACACGCUGUAUUUCUCCACGGACGUCUAAGGCCGUCGGACACAGAGACGCCUGAGCACCGUUUCAUUCCCCCCAGCAAACGCCACAAUCUCUUUACUGUACAGAAGGAACCCACACCACAGCGCGCGGGGGGUGGGGGGGUGGGGGGGCGGCGCUGGAGACGAGCCCCGCCCCCUUCGGCCGCUAGCACGAACUCCACCUCCCCGCCCCUGGGAGUCGCCCGUCUCGUGUGGUCCUGAGCACGUGUGGAGAGGACAGCAGGAGAUGGGGAAGGAUGGCGGCUCGCGUGUUCUGUCCCCCACCUGUUCGGUGAACUCCCAUGUGAGGGAGGUCAGGAACAGGCCUCACCCACGGCCACGGGAGACCCACAGUGACAUACGCGUACAUCCCAUCUCUACUCAUCUGCUGUGUAUGUGUGAAUGCGUGCGUGCGUGUGUGUGUGUGUGUGUAAAACAGGACAUGUCUCUGGAGCUGAAAGCAAGGUAUUCUGGGAGGUCUAUGUUCAACAUGGUGGCUCCUUUAAGCCUUAGCUCUGUGUUGCCAGCGCAGGAGAGGCCCUGCAAGCUCUUUGUUCCCCCUUUGUUUGUUUAACCAGAGGCAUUCCAGAAAGCCAACAAGCACGACUGCAUUUGCAUUUCUCACAAAUAUUAAUUAAAUGCGCUUCUGUUUUUGGUUUUGUUCUUAGGCUUCUGUGCAUGCAUUGGCUGAAUGUGUGUGUGUGUGUGUGUGUGUGUGUGUGUUUGUCUGUGCGUAUGUGUGCGUGUGCGUGCGUGCGCGCGUGUGUGUGUGUGUGUAUGCGUGGUUAUUUGCAUUUUCAUAAAGCUGAGACCUGGAUGGGACCUCGGUACCCUGCUGGACAUGUUUAAUUCUCUGUGCAUCCCACAGGGAACAGCCAUCUCCUGCCUACCCUGCGGCCAAAAGCUUCUUAUUUAUUAGAAAUGACUAUAUGUGUGUCUGUACAGUCUGUUCUAAGUAGAGAAAAACUGCAGAGUCGGUUAUUUGAAGUUUUUUGGAUAGUAACUUCUUUUUCUGAUUUACUUUUUUUCUUUUUAUCUGCAAGUUUCCUGUUAACGGUCAGUGUUGGCUGAGCUGUACUGUACAAAAUUACAGAAGCAAAAGAAAAAUAAACUUUGACCGAUGAAAUCUAAGUUUUGGGGGAUCUGAUUCCACUUUUGUAAUGAAACAGGUCGUGGUAUGCAGUCUAGUGAGAUGACACUUUUGGAAAUAUGUGAGCUACAAGGAGACAUUUGGUCUGACUCGUGCAAGCCUGACGUGUCUGACGGCAACGCUUUGGCGUAACCUGUGGCAUAAUCUCUGUAGUUCCCUCUAUGCAUGUUCAGUUUGUUCCUCAGUAAGUGUGUGGGCACGACAAUGGUAAAUGCUCACUGCACUGUGCUUUUUAACCAGACUGCUUAACGUCAACAACCCCCAGAUCUUCUCUCUGCUCUCAAACCAGUGACAAAUCCCCAGUAAGCACUGUUAGCCCAUACUAUUUGUUAUUUUUUAAUAUAAUGUUCAAGGAAAAUAAAAAUUAUUGUUGUUAUCUUUUCUUGGAAAGCUAUUGAAUAUUACCGUAUUAACAAUAAGGGUAAAUGUUGAUGUGAACGUUUUUCCCGUUUUUUAGCAAAAUAAAAGUGUACAAGAUAA
Molecule: messenger RNA, 4992 nt
Organism: Electrophorus electricus (electric eel)
Lineage: Eukaryota; Metazoa; Chordata; Actinopteri; Gymnotiformes; Gymnotidae
Gene: abr
Product: ABR activator of RhoGEF and GTPase
Biological process (GO): positive regulation of GTPase activity; intracellular signal transduction; protein phosphorylation
Cellular component (GO): membrane
Molecular function (GO): GTPase activator activity; protein serine/threonine kinase activity; guanyl-nucleotide exchange factor activity
Source: RefSeq, a predicted model, not a curated record